AGAGAUAUUCAAUAACAAUAUGAAUACAAAAAUUCCUUAGAAUUUCGCCGAAAUAAAAAAAUUAAAGUUAUCAUCUUUCACAAAAUGGAUCUUUACCAACAAUCCUAUGGAAAUGCUUUAGAAAUAAAUACAGAAAACGAGGAAAAGUGGAGGAAAUAUGAAAAGGAUCUGUCGGAAACAAGCGAAACUCUCAAUGAAUUCGUUAAAUCUCAUUCACUUGAUAUUAUGGUUCCAAUGGGAAAGAAAGCGUUUGUUCGUGGUAAACUACAACAUACAAAUGAAGUCACUGUUUGUCAUGGCACUUCACUCUUCUCAGAUGUUUCCACAGUUCAAGCAAUCGAAUUAUUAGAACACAGAAAGAAACUAUGCCAUGAGAGAUUGGAGUCUCUAAGAAAGGAGCGCGAACUCUUCCGUCAUAACGUGGAACUUCCUGAAGAGAUUUUUGAUUCAUCCUUUGGACAGGAAAUAUCAGAAUUAUGCAGUGAAGAAGAAUUGAUCCAAUGGCGAAAGAAACAUGCAGAAAGUGUUAAAAAGCAUAAAAAAAUCGAGUCUGAGAAUCGAUGGAAAGAGUCGGCACAAAAUGGAAGUUUUGAUUUGGAAAAGAUUUUUGAUGAUUUCGAAAUGAUUGAGGAGCUGGCAGAAGAAAUGGAUAGUCUUGAAGUUCGUGACUCUAAUGACGGAAAUGAUGUAUUAAUAAAGAUCAUGAAUGGAGAUGACAGUGAUGUGAAAAUGAGUGAUGAAAGUGAAGAGAAAUCAUUACAACGGCCUGAAAAUCACGUGUCAGAAAUUAACACCAACAGCAACGAUCUAAUUGCACAAAAUAACCAUGAGAUAGUCGAACUCCUCAAGACAUAUCGUAGUAAAAUCAAGGGAGUAUUGAGAAAUGUCGAACGCGAUGAUCAAAGAAAUAUUGGCCUUUAUCUUGAUUUGAAUGAAUUGAAGGAUGAAAUCGAAGACGAUAUUAGAAAAAUGAUUGACGACGAUAUUUCUGAAAGCGAUGAAAGAGAUUCAGACGAUGACAAAACAGAGAGCAUCGAAUUAAAACCAGAAGACAACAAAAGAAAAGUUCGUUUUUCGACAUCUCUUGAGGAUGUAAAGUUGAUCGAAAAUCAGUCAGAUUUGUACAAAUGUUCACCUCCAGAAAAUCACACGAUACAAAUUAACUUCCAACAUUCAGAUGCCAAAUUUUCCUACACUGCCACGGAUGAAAAUUCAGCCACAUUGAUAGCUCAUCCGGGUGAAAUCGUCACAAAAUUUCAACCUAAUUCUCACCUUUAUUUCCCAAAUCUUUCUGCAACUGCUAAAAAAUCCAUUUUAAAAAACAAAAGAAAGGAAACAAAAUUUUCCGAAACAGAUGAUGAAAUUCCUGUGAAGAAAAUCUUCCACUCAAACAAUCAAAUUGUUGUUGGUGAAGUUGUUGAACAUGAUACCGAUGAGCCAAAUUCUGACGAGAUUGUUCACAUUAUGACAAAAGCUGAUGUCACUAAAAAAGUCAGCAAGUUCAAGCAGAUGCGUUUGAAAUGUUAAGUUUCGAAGUGUUUUUCAUUACUAACAAGCGUAUACUUCAGGGAACUUUGUGUUUAAGAUUUUAUUCAAAAUGUUGUGCUUUUUUCUAAAUAAAAAAUUACUCAAAAAUUCUCUUAAAGUUAACAUUUUUAUUUCCUUGAGAAACUGCAAGUGCUUUCACCACUUACACUGACGUUAUCAAGUAAGCAUGUUUGCAUUUAUUUUUGGAUGCAUAUUUGGUUGUUUCUUUGCGUCAACUGGAGGACAAUUAGUGACAAGAGAUGACAUUCGGCUUGAACGACGACUUCCAAUUUCACGAAUUUGUUCCGGUUGCUUUAAAUGAGUGUCGACUUUUUUGAUUGACUUCUCUAAUUUGACUUCGGAAUCAAUAUGAAAUUCUUCGGGAAUCUUCCAAAUAAAAACAGCUCCAUCGGAACCGCCUGUGACCAGAAAUUUCGAAUCCGGGCUGUAUUUGCAGGCAGUAACAAUUCCUGCAUGUCCAAAACCUUGAGCGACGAUGUCUCCUGACUCAUAAUUCCACAACUUUACGAUGCAAUCAUUUCCAGAACUCACGAAAUAUUCGCCGGUUGAAUUGAGUGCCAAACAAUUUAUUGGACCAUUUUUGCUACCUUCUUUCUCCCUCACUAAAGAACCAUCAUAAACUUCCCAAUAACUUAUGGAGCGAUCAGUUCCUGACGUCAAUAUUUGAACAGCAGUUGGAAAAUAUUGUGCAGCAGUAAAUUGAGUGUUUGCAAACAACACGUGCUUACGUGAUAAUCGAGGCAGAUCCCAAAUUAUGCAUGAACCAUCCGAAGAUGCACUAAUGACUUCUGUAUCGAAUUUGUUUAUGUCAACAGUUGAUAUUGGACCAAAAUGUUCUUUUAAAACGCCAAUUAAUGAUUGCUUUUCUGGUUCAAUCUUCCAAACACGAACUUGACCCUCGACACCACCCGACACUAAAGUUUUUCCAUUUGAUGUCAGAGCCACGGCAGUGCAACCUUUGUUAUGUGCAUUUGGAAUUGCAUACAUUAACUUUCCAGUCAAUGGUGUAAAUGCACGAAUGAUUCCAUCAUUCCAUGCAGAAACAAUUGAUUUUCC
Molecule: messenger RNA, 2604 nt
Organism: Clunio marinus
Lineage: Eukaryota; Metazoa; Arthropoda; Insecta; Diptera; Chironomidae
Source: the annotation of a GenBank genome assembly